UCUCCACAGGUGCAAGCAGCUCAGGAUGUCCACCCACCUCCUCCUCCUCCUCCUCCACCUCCUCCUCCUCCUCCUCCUCCACUGCCCAGGGCUUCUCCCUCGCUGAGCCAGCCAUGACCAGCCAGCACACACACACACACCCCUCCUUCAGCUCCAUUCACUCCAUGGCCGAGCAGCAGCAGGUGCUGUCUGAUAUGACCAUACUCCAGCGGAGGAUCCCCCCUAGUUUCAGAGACCCUGCCAGCGCCCCCUUGAGGAAACUCUCAGUUGACCUUAUCAAAACUUACAAGCACAUCAAUGAGGUAUACUAUACGAAGAAGAAGCGGCGGGCCCAGCAAGUCCCUCCUGAGGAUAGCAGCACGAAAAAGGAAAAAAAAGUUUACAACGAUGGCUAUGAUGAUGACAACUACGACUACAUAGUCAAAAACGGAGAAAAGUGGCUGGACCGCUAUGAGAUCGACUCACUGAUUGGGAAGGGCUCUUUUGGACAGGUAGUGAAGGCCUACGACCACCAUGAGCAGGAGUGGGUUGCCAUUAAAAUCAUCAAGAACAAAAAGGCAUUUCUAAACCAGGCACAGAUUGAAUUACGCCUGCUGGAGCUCAUGAACAAGCAUGACACCGAAAUGAAAUAUUACAUUGUCCACCUGAAGCGUCACUUUAUGUUUAGGAACCAUCUGUGUUUGGUGUUUGAGUUGUUGAGCUACAACCUGUAUGAUCUCCUGAGAAACACCAACUUCAGAGGAGUUUCCCUCAACCUCACCAGGAAAUUUGCACAGCAGCUCUGUACAGCAUUAUUAUUCCUGGCUACUCCAGAGCUGUCAAUCAUCCACUGCGACCUGAAACCAGAGAAUAUCCUUCUGUGUAACCCCAAAAGAUCUGCAAUCAAAAUAGUUGACUUUGGAUCCUCCUGCCAGCUGGGACAGAGGAUCUAUCAGUACAUACAGAGUAGAUUUUACCGGUCUCCUGAGGUUCUUUUGGGAAUGCCAUAUGACCUGGCUAUCGACAUGUGGUCCCUCGGGUGCAUCCUUGUAGAGAUGCACACAGGAGAGCCUCUCUUCAGUGGCUCCAAUGAGGUUGAUCAGAUGAAUAAGAUAGUGGAGGUCUUGGGGGUUCCACCUAGCCACAUGCUGGAUGCAGCUCCUAAAGCCAGGAAGUAUUUUGACAAGCUAUCAGAUGGCUUAUGGACGGUGAAGAAGAACAAGGAUGUCAAGAAGGAAUACAAGCCCCCAGCUACACGGCGUCUUCAUGAGAUUUUAGGUGUAGAGACUGGGGGCCCAGGGGGGCGGAGGGCAGGGGAGCCAGGGCAUGCCCCCUGUGACUACCUGAAGUUUAAAGAUUUGAUCUUGCGCAUGCUGGACUAUGACCCUAAGAGCCGAAUCACACCAUUUUACGCCCUGCAGCACAAUUUCUUUAAGAAAACGACAGAUGAAGGAACCAACACAAGCUCAUCUACAUCCACCUCUCCUGCCAUGGACCACUCACAUUCAACAUCCACUACUAGCUCUGUUUCUAGCUCUGGUGGCUCCAGUGGUUCUUCCAAUGACAACCGUAACUACCGUUACAGCAACCGCUACUACAACUCUGCUGUCACCCACUCAGACUAUGAGAUGACCAGUCCUCAGGCUCCAUCCCAACAGCAGAUGAGGAUGUGGCCAGGCAGUGAUGGUGGAAGUGGGGUUCAGGACCCAGCAUACACCCAGUUGCUGCUCCACAAACCAGCUGCAACCCAACAACACCAGCGGCACUUUUUGGAUCCGCCCCACCACCCACACCCGACUUACUCUCACCAUGGAAACGGUGGGCGUGGACUACGGCAGGGCGGACAGACAGGCAUGGGUGGAGGCGGGGGUCAGCAGGGAUCCUCUCCCCAGAUGAGUGACAGCAUGGAUGUGGGCGUGUCCCUAGGGCUGCACCACCUGGGGGCGGUGUCUUCCAUGGAGGCCUCUCAGUUUGGCUCUGCAUCUCUGCCCCUCGCUUUGCCAAUCGGACUGUCUGCCUUCCGGACUCGGACGGCCCCCACCGCCCCAGGGCCACAAGCCCCGCCCCCAGAGGACUACUACCCUGCCUCCAACAACAAUAACCCCUCUGCGGGGGCCAGAGGGAGGCCAGACUCAGACGAAGGGCCAGCCAACUCUUGAUAAAACCUGAACCAUGCCCUAAAGCCAUACAAUUUUAACUACAACUACUACAAUUACACACAUACAGCCAGAGUUCAGAGACAAACAGGUGAAUUUUGAGCUGGAGGAGACAAUUUCUUCUGCAUGAGAGGAGGAGAAAGGAGGAGAAGGAUGCUGGGAAUACUUUUCCUUUUAUCCUGUUUUUGUUGUCGUUAUGACUGCAAUUUGAAAGGAAGGAUUGACGUGUGUUUUAACAGAUAUUCUUGAUUAAUAUUAUUUGAUUUUUCCAAGGUUUGAGGAGUUGUGUGUUCUGUUUUGUUGUUUAAGUCUGGAGAGGCGCAGGAGGAUGAAGAGGGGCCUUGUUUUGCCACUCUGCUCCACACUGAGGCUGGAGCAUUGUUUUUCACACAAUUCUGUAUUCAGAUGUACAUACCCUGUACAUCAGCAGCCUUAACACACACACACACACACACACACACACACACACACACACACACACACACACACACACACACACACACACACACACACACCUGUUUCUAUCAUCUGGAAAAUGCCCCACCUGGAGACCAUAAACAUCCUUGCAUUAUAA
Molecule: messenger RNA, 2709 nt
Organism: Fundulus heteroclitus (mummichog)
Lineage: Eukaryota; Metazoa; Chordata; Actinopteri; Cyprinodontiformes; Fundulidae
Gene: dyrk1b
Product: dual-specificity tyrosine-(Y)-phosphorylation regulated kinase 1B
Exons: 12
Coding region: 114-2138 (674 amino acids)
Biological process (GO): positive regulation of DNA-templated transcription; peptidyl-threonine phosphorylation; protein autophosphorylation
Cellular component (GO): nucleus
Molecular function (GO): ATP binding; protein serine/threonine kinase activity; protein serine/threonine/tyrosine kinase activity
Source: RefSeq, a predicted model, not a curated record